Suillus fuscotomentosus is the source of this 1195-nucleotide messenger RNA. RefSeq lists its product as uncharacterized. Lineage: Eukaryota; Fungi; Basidiomycota; Agaricomycetes; Boletales; Suillaceae. The transcript has 2 exons. Bases 88 to 1023 code for a protein of 311 amino acids. The record is from RefSeq and is a predicted model, not a curated record.
AUCCGUUACUUUUAUGUCACAUGGAGACUCACUCUGGAACAACGACAGGUCCUCAUCGAUUGUCGAUGACACUUUCUGUUUCUGUAGAUGGAAGCGAGACUGCCCUCAUUGAGCAGUGCGGCGCUCACAUUGGCGAAGACACGGUUUCAUCAUCCGAGUCUGUGCCCGCCCUCCGCUUUCAAAAGAAUACUCUCGCCCAUCUCCCAGUCGAGAUUCUUGCGAAUAUAUUUAUGUACAUCGUAUCAGAGGAGGAGAGUUAUAUGGGCGUAUCCAACCCUCGCGGUGCUCCUGCGUGUCUGGCGGCCACGCACGUCUGCACUCUGCAGGCACUGGCGCGAAACCGCCCUCGAGUGCUCGACUCUUUGGGCAUUUAUCGAUGGCGUCUCUGCUCAGUGGCUAGCCACCAUGCUGGAGAGGUCGAAGAAAGCUGCCCUGGUCGUCAUUUACAAUGAUCCCAAACCGCUACGACAAUGUGGCUUUGAGAAAAUUCUUUUACAGUUGCCUCGAAUCAAAUUUCUCCAGUUGUGUCCAUCUCCACCGGAGGCUGAUCGCAUUUUGGACUGCUUGUCAUCGCUACCCGCACCGUUGCUUCAUACAUUCAAAUUCGUGGUCUUUGGGAACGCGACAUUCGCUAAGCCCAUAUCGGACACCAUUUUUCAAGGAGAAGCACCCCGACUUCGGAGCGUCCAGCUCGUGCAAUGCUACUUCAGUUGGACAUCAUGUAUUUUCAGUGGGCUUCGCUCUCUUCAUAUAGGAUUGUCCCCUAAGCGUAGUCCUCUGUCGCAAAUCCUCUCGGCUCUGAGACGCAUGCCUGAAUUGGAGCUACUUACGCUUGAACCUCGAAGUUCCAAACACUCUGACGCGCCCUUCGAUCAAGUUGCACUCCCUCGGUUGAGAAGGGUAGAGCUGUCUAACUCUACUAUCCACAUUGCUACAUCCUUCUUUUUACAUCUAGUCCUUCCCGUUGAUGUCUGGGUUGUCCUAAGCCUCACGAAAAUCGAAAGCGCUCAAAGUUUUUGCUGAUCUAUUUUCGGCCAAUACACAAGAAUCAUGACGAAUCUGUUCCCGUCAUUCGGUCCCUACGUGUCAGCCUUUUGCACGACCUUUUCACACUCCGGUUCAGUACGUCAAUACCUGAGCAUCCGUGGGCCCCUCGUGACAGUCAUAUACGACUCUCCAUUGCAUUCUUACACAA